This is a messenger RNA of Pestalotiopsis fici W106-1, 1836 nucleotides long. RefSeq lists its product as uncharacterized. The transcript is spliced from 9 exons. NCBI's taxonomy places the organism in Eukaryota, Fungi, Ascomycota, Sordariomycetes, Amphisphaeriales, Sporocadaceae. The coding region runs from base 1 to 1836 and encodes 611 amino acids. Gene Ontology annotation, biological process: transmembrane transport. The record is from RefSeq and is a predicted model, not a curated record. Gene Ontology annotation, molecular function: myo-inositol:proton symporter activity. Gene Ontology annotation, cellular component: membrane.
AUGGACGACACUAAUAAGAUAGAGGCCAUGACCUCAGAGCAAAUCAAAAAUCCCUUGAAAGGAAUCCCACGAGACCAGCUGAUGAGAGAUGUCGAGGCUUUUGCUCACGAAAAGGGCUUGGAGGAGCAUAUCCCUCUGCUUCGCAAGGGCGCACUCGUUGCUCAGGAUCCCACCAACUACGAGAACAUUGACGGGGCCGAAGCCCUCGACGAGGAUGAGAAGUUAGCCCUGUACAACGAAGUCGCACACAAGUGGCACAUGCCUUGGAAGCUGUUUCUCACCAUCGCUACUUGUUCCAUUGGUGCUGCAGUUCAGGGUUGGGAUCAGACGGGCUCCAAUGGUGCCAACAUCUUCUUUCCCGAAGAGUACGGCAUUGAUGGCGAUGAUGCUCGAUCGCGAUUGAUCCUUGGUCUCGUCAAUGCUGGUCCUUACAUUGGAAGUGCUUUCAUCGGCUGUUGGUUGUCUGACCCCAUCAACAACUGGUUCGGACGCCGUGGUGUCAUCUUCUUCUCGGCGCAUUUCUGCAUCUGGCCUGUUAUUGGUUCUGCUUUCUGCCACAACUGGGAACAACAACUUGCCUGUCGUCUCCUCAUGGGUAUCGGAAUGGGUGUCAAGGCGUCAACUGUCCCCAUCUACGCCGCCGAAAAUGCUCCAGCCUCAGUGCGUGGAGCUCUGGUUAUGUCUUGGCAAAUGUGGACUGCAUUCGGCAUCUUGCUCGGAACAGCCAUCAACCUCGCUGUCUUCUACGCACCUCACAACUGGCGAUUGAUGUUGGGCGCCCCAUUCAUCCCCGCUGUUCCUCUGCUCUGCCUGAUCUACCUCUGCCCCGAGUCGCCCAGAUGGCUCAUGAAAAAGAAUCGAUACACCCAGGCAUGGAAGUCGCUGGUGGUUCUCAGGAACAACCGUAUCCAGGUCGCGCGCGAUAUUUACUAUAUUCAUGCACAGCUAUCGAUAGAGAUGCAGCUUACAAGAAACAGCACCUACGUCAAACGCUUUGUUCAACUUUUCACCAUACCUCGAGUGCGCCGGGCCAAUAUUGCCGCCUUUACCGUCAUGAUUGCGCAGCAAAUGUGCGGUAUCAACAUUAUUGCCUUUUAUUCUACCACCAUCUUCAAGGAGGCUGGCUACGAUGACUUCCGAUCCUUGAUUUGCUCUUUUGGAUUCGGUCUCGUCAACUUUGUCUUUGCCUUCCCGGCCUUUUGGACAAUUGAUACAUUCGGACGCCGAACAUUGUUGCUCUUUACCUUUCCGCAAAUGACCUGGACACUGCUCGCGGCAGGUUUGUGCACACUCAUGCCAAUAUAUAAAGCCGACGGAGAGGCCAACACCGCAAGAACGGCCCUGGUCGCCCUCUUUGUCUUCCUGUUCGCUGCCUUUUACUCGCCCGGUGAGGGACCUGUUCCCUUUACCUAUUCGGCUGAAGUGUACCCUCUGUCGCAUCGCGAGGUCGGUAUGGGUUUCGCCGUGGCCACUUGUCUGUUCUGGGCUGCCGUUCUCGGCAUGACAUUCCCGUUCUUGUUGGAGAGAGCCGGCACUGCGGGCGCAUUUGGUUGUUACGCUGCCUUCAACGCAGUGGCCUUCGUCAUGAUCUUCUUCUUGGUUCCCGAGACAAAGCAACGAACGCUCGAAGAACUCGACUACAUCUUUGCUGUUCCCAUGAGAAAGUUCGCCUCUUACCAAGUCACCAAGGCUCUGCCGUGGUGGUUCAAGCGCUGGGUUUUCUUCCAGCGAAACGCCAAGCUUGAGCCAUUGUAUCACCAUGAUAAUGAAGAGACAGAGGAGUUGGCACCUCAGAGAAGCCCCGCUGACUCGGCUGAUGAGAAGAAGGCGUUGUAG